Molecule: messenger RNA, 3669 nt
Organism: Stomoxys calcitrans (stable fly)
Lineage: Eukaryota; Metazoa; Arthropoda; Insecta; Diptera; Muscidae
Gene: brk
Product: box A-binding factor
Exons: 1
Coding region: 1029-3386 (785 amino acids)
Molecular function (GO): sequence-specific DNA binding
Source: RefSeq, a predicted model, not a curated record
GAGAGAGUGAGUAAUGAGUGUGUUCACAUUCAUGCAUACCCACACUCACACCCAUGCAUUGAACCACACACCGCGCUGAAAGAAACUCGUUGUGCAUGGUGUAUUCGGGUCGGUAAGGGAAUGUAUGACUGUGUGUGUGUGUGUGUGGCACCACCACAUUGGAAAUACCUAGAGCCAGAAUGUCUGCCAGUGUCUGGCGAAUUGAACAUUAAAAUAUACUUCUACAGAGUUUCUUAGUUAGUUGGAAGAGAAAAAACACAGCGAUCGAACGUGUGUUCUUGUUAUUGUGCCGCCGCGCUGUUUGUAUAUUUCAUUCGUUCGUUUCACACCUCGUGUCCCACACUUGCUUGUCGCCCUCACAAUUCAAUUCAGUAAAACAAAAAAAAAAAAACAACACAAAAAAUGAAAAGAACUCAAGCAAACAAUUAGAAUCAGUGAAAGAAUACGGCGACGACGACGACGGCGACGAACCAACAACAAAAACUACAACAAAACACUCUUUAUACACCACAUUCACGCCAAGAGACAAACCGACGACAGCCAACCAGCCAGCCAGCCAACAACUACGAUGUUGUUUCGGUCGGUAGAAGAACACUAAGGCAAGCAAUUACUAUAGCACACAUAGCAAAACAACUAGAACGAGUCUUCGAACUAGAACGCAUAACACUUGUGUUUUGGAUUUGAAGGUGUUCGGUCGCAACCAUAGAAAUAGCCGUGGGAAUGAGUUAUUACAACAACUGACACAGAACCAAAAGAAAAAAAACUAAUAAUAAAAGAGUGAAGUGUUAAAAUCAUUAUUAUUAUUACCGCCACCAACGGACUACCUUACAUAGAACAUAUAUCGUCAUCAGACAAAAACAAAAACUAUUUUUUAUUAUAAAUGAUUUAAAAUCAAAUCAAAAAUUCUAAAGAAAAACUUUGAUUGUGAACGGAAGUGCCUAUAUUAUUAAUAAUUAGUAUAUGUGUAUAUAUUAAUGUUAAAAAAAUUAAAACUUGUUACGCUUUUUGCACCUAAAAAUACCUAAAAGAUGGAAAAUAAUGAAAGUAGCAAUAACUGUGCGAUGAAGAGUGGCGCAGUAGAAAGUCGGCGCCAGGCUAUGACAACGACGACGACGACUACGACAAAUGGCAGAACGGUAGUUAUCAAAAACGAAAAUAGAGAUGAGCGAACUGCAAGCGCCACCGCCGAACAGUUGAGCAGCUGUAAGAAAACAUGUGUGUUAAACGAAGGAAUGUGCGGGAGCCAUCACCUAGGUGGUGGCGUUUCCAACAACACAACAAGUGGAAACGGAAAUAAUAGCCAUAAAAUGGGCUCACGCCGCAUCUUUACACCGCAAUUUAAGCUACAAGUUCUGGAGUCGUAUCGCAAUGACAACGAUUGCAAAGGCAAUCAAAGGGCUACAGCCCGCAAAUACAACAUACAUCGCAGGCAGAUACAGAAAUGGCUGCAGUGCGAGUCUAGUCUAAGAUCAUCGGUGGCGAAUAUCAAUCAGAAUACGGUGAAACAUCAGUUUCAUAACAUCAGCAUGCAUCAGCAAUCGCAAAAGUCUUCCAUUCCCUCUGCCACUGCCGCCUCACUGUUAAGUGUUUCCCCAUAUGGAGCAAACAGCCAACAUGGCCAUUUGGGAUUAGAAGCUGUAAGAUCGGAAGCACCUCAUAGCGGUGCAAUAAUUGUGCCAUCCCUGCCAUCCGCAUCGUCGGCAUCCGUGUCGUCGGGAGUGACAACCGCAACGACACCCAGCCAAGGGGUAUUCUCCGCCGCCAAUUUAGCUGCAGUGGUUGCAGCUGCAGCCGGAGCUGCUAUGACUAUUACAAGCCAGCCAUCCUCUAAUGGUUCUUCAAUGUGUCCCACCGACUCUGUGGUCCCCUCGCCUUUGCGUCCCACAUCGAUAAUCAGUGCCAGCAGCAACGCAGUCACAGCAAUGUCACCCCUGCUCCACCACCAUCAUCACCAUCAUUACGGAAUCCCAGCAUAUAUACACCAUCAUACACCUGCAACAGUUCAACUGCCAGUGCCGAUAUUAGCACACCAUAUUUCUCAUCCAUCUCAACACAUACAUCAGCAGGCCCAACAACAGCAACAGCAACAACAACAACACCAACCGUAUCAAUACCAUAAUCUGGCGUCGUAUACACAGGCACUAACACAUCAGUCAUCAGACAAGCAACAGUCAUCGUUUUUGCCGUCACUAAGUCUACCCGAAGUGAAUGUGAAUGCCUUACCACCAACAGCUGCUGCCUCCCUUACCGCCGCCACUGCCGCUGUCAAUGGGUUUGCCAUAGUAGUAGGUGAAUCGGAACAUGCCGAUUCUAAAACAAAUUCCGAGAAUAUGAUGGAAUCAAAAGAAGCAGCGAACAGUGGACCCAAAGUCAGCUACCCACGCCACGAAUACCACCAAUCAACAAGCCUAUAUCAAUUCAAGGAAGAUGGUGUUUACUCACCGCUGGUAUAUCCUUUGGGUCCCAUGGACUUGUCUCUGCGUACACGCCGAAAUCUGAAGCCUGAUUUGCCAGCGGCGCCCAAAAAAGACCAAGAGCCUGCCAAGAUGAACAUGGAUAGCCACACCAACAACAGCAGCCACAGCAGCAUUGUCGAUUUGACGCACCGGAAACGUAAGGGGUCGAGUGCGACGUGCCAUAACACGGAUGACAAUUGUACAGAGCUAUCCGAGAAGCAGCUAAAACUAAAAGACACCAACGAAGAAGACAACGAUCAUGCCACGAACUCUCACAGCGACGAAGAUGAAGUGGAGAUCGAGGUGGGCACGGAGGAGAAACUGCCACCUUCUAAACCGGUAAAACUAUUCAAGCCAUACCUACUCGACACCGAUGCUGAUUCUGAGAACAGCACAGCGGUUAGCAGUGCCAGCACUGAUAUGAAAUAUGGCGAGUCAAGAGAGGCUAGUCCCUGGAUACGGUAUACGGCAAGUCUUUCACCGCCGCCACACUGUUAUGACAUAGCGACGGCUCAUUGUCAGGGUGGCGGUGGCGGCGGCGGCGCUACAUUUCAGUUCUCCAUGAAAGACAAUGCCUUCACCAUGCCCUCCGAAAAUGCGAAUUUUCCUGCCGAAGUUAAGACAUCAGAGAAUAUGAAAAGUGCCUUCACCUCCAUUCCCACCAUCUCGCCCACCUCCUUCCGCAGCCCCAAGGGAUCUCCUUCGUCAUCGGGCUACGAAAGUUCAUCCUCCACCUACAGCGAUUCGUCAUUCUCCUCUCGCGGUGAAUCCUCUUACGCCUACAACCGAACCUACAGCCUUAGCCUGCAAAUGCACUCGCUACACCAGGAGCAGAUAAACUUGCAGCGCUCCAAACACGUAGAACGCUGGUUGGAACAGGAGUCGCGCACCCCCUCAGAGCCCAAUUCCCCCAUAGCUAUAUUAGCUUAGAAUAUAUAUAUAUGAAAAUAAUAAUAAAUGCCUUUGCUCCCCUAACAUUUAUGAAGAAUGUAUGCCAUUGGAUUUGAAUCCAUCGUCUUAUAAGAGAGAAAACAAAAAAACUCAAUACAAUUAAAACAUAUCAACAACAACCACCUAGCACUUAAGCAAAAAAAAAAAAUAUUUAAAAGUUAAGCAUUAAUUUAAAAACAAAAGGACAAUAGUUUUUUCAUAUACACACAUACAUACAUACACACACACAUAUAUAUCUAUACAAUUAUGAAUAAACUAUGAA